Molecule: messenger RNA, 803 nt
Organism: Phymastichus coffea
Lineage: Eukaryota; Metazoa; Arthropoda; Insecta; Hymenoptera; Eulophidae
Exons: 3
Coding region: 1-447 (148 amino acids)
Source: RefSeq, a predicted model, not a curated record
AUGCAGAACAGUUUUGCGAACGAGCCGCAGCAGCUGAUACCAAGACAACAAGCGACGACAAUGAAGGCUUUCGUGGCAACGCUCCUGUUGGCGGCUGUCGCCUCCGCGGCGCCGGGUGGCUACUACGGACACGGCCACGGCAUCUCCCUCGCCGGACCACACACCGGACCCAACCACCUCGUUGGACCUUCCAAUGGGCCGUCUGCUCUAGCUGGACCUUCCGUUGGCCCGUCUCGCCUCUCGGGUGCCGUUGACCACGGAGCUCUCGUCACCGGUGCCAUUACUGGACCGUCCGCCGUUAAAGGAAGCAUCGACUUCGGUACCGCUGUAGAUGACCAUUUCGGUGGUCCCGGUCCACACGGCGGCCCAUACGGUGGCCCUGGACCAUACGGCUAUGGCCUCCUUGCUGGUCCCGGUCCUCACGGAUAUGGUGGAUGGGCUUACUAAAUCACAGGACAUGGAGCGGUGCUGGCUGGGCCACACACGGGGCCAGCCGCGAUCACAGGUCCCGUGGCGCCAGGAGCGGUGAUUAAGGGCCCAUCGGGUAUCAUCAAGGCUGGUGGCCUUGGCUGGGGACCUUACUAAAUACACAACUUUUUCCACGACGACCAGAAAGAGUUCCAGCUAGCCAACGAUCUCCGCCGAUUGAGCGACCGCUAUAGUACCUCUACACACAUACACAAGCACACGAAUACACACACACAUAUACACACAUGUACAAACGUGGUGCGAACGAGGAGAGCCGAUCUCUUUCCCUUCGUUUCUCGCCUUCUCUUCUCAUUCAUACAGUUUAAACGCGCAUA